Molecule: messenger RNA, 2079 nt
Organism: Leishmania mexicana MHOM/GT/2001/U1103
Lineage: Eukaryota; Euglenozoa; Kinetoplastea; Trypanosomatida; Trypanosomatidae
Exons: 1
Coding region: 1-2079 (692 amino acids)
Source: RefSeq, a predicted model, not a curated record
AUGAUCUCCUGGGUGCCGGUCUUCUGCUGCCGCCGUUCGUUGGCGUUGCGCCUCAGCGGCACGGUUGCGACUGCGGGCACGUCCACAUUGUCCAACAAGGUAAGGCGAGCCUCCCCCACCUCCUCCCCAGAGACACAGACGUUCCCUUGCGCCGCGUCCGGUGCAGCAGCGGAGUGGUCUGCUACCCUCCCGGACAUCCCCUACGGCUUUCCGGAGAGAGACUCCAGCGUUUUUGCCGCGGAGCGAAGCGGUGGCCUCCAGAAGCAGUGGCUGCAAGACCUUCCACGCCAGGUCGGCAGCAGCACCAACAGCGCCAGCCCCAACGCCGACUCGGUCCUGGUGGAGCGCUACCUCCCCAACAAAGAGGACUUCUGGCGGAGUCCGCCGUACGAGGCGCUGCGUGAGGUUGUGCUGCACUCCCCGUACCACGACGCGUUGAAGAUUAUCAUGGAGCACGACUACCGCUUUCUCUUUGCCGAUGUCAUGUGCAACGCCGAGGCGCCGAUGCCACACAUCAUCUACGAGGACUUCAUGAAGUGUCUUACGUUUUCCUCGCGUCAGCAGCCGCCGGAGGAACAGUUUGCGCUUCCCGAGCCCGUGUUGCGGGAUUUGCUCUGCUGGGCGGCCUACUACUGCACGCUGGACCACUUCUACUUCACCUCCGCCUCCAUGCUCUUCCGCAAGGUGGAGCAGGAGCAGCACAUGAGUGCGGCUGUGCACAGUGCGUGGGUGUAUAUCUGCACGGCGGCGGGCAAGCUGGAAGAGGCGCUCGCCUACGCCGCCUACAUGGAUGCGCACAGCAUCCCCUUUGACGCGGACGUUUUUGCCCGCUUGAUGCAUCCAUCUCUCACCCCGGUCCAGCAGCACCUGCAGCAUGCGCCGCAGACAUCGAAGGGCAUCGUGCUGCAGCGGCGCCUCUGCCAAGACAUGAGCCAGCACCACGGCACGAUGUCAGUGGCGGUGCACGCCAUGUUCGUUUACCACAUCCUGACUCUCCGGCACACGCGCAAGUGGGAGGUGCUGCGUGGAGCUGCGGAGCUAUUCAAUCGGCGGCAACGGCGAGCGAGGAGCAGAAGCGGUCUUGUGGCUCCUGCUUUCUUCACACCAGCUGCUGUGUCCGCCGCGGAGUCGCCGCAGGAGGUGAUCUGCUCCCGCACGAUGCAGCUUGCCAUGUCGUUCUUCUGCAGGGAGAAGGGCGUCCGCUGGGGGCCUCGCACGACGAAGGAGAUGGUUGCCUUCAUGCUGGAAAACGAGGAGGCCGGCUGCACCAUGGCGGACGUGCUAUUUGUGCUAAUGCGCAUCCGACGCAACGAGCGGACAGGGAUUCUGGCCGCGCUUCCCAGAACAGCCUUCAGCGCAGAGGAGCAAGAGGCGCUGCUGCGCGUCACGUAUCGCCGCGCCCGGUGCGAUCUGUCGUACGCGGUAGCGGGGCCGCUGCUGCGUGAGGUGCUUGCAGCGGAUGGAGUCAGCGGCGCAGCGGCAGGGGAUGGCGGGAGUGGCAGCGACGAGGCUGUCGACCGUGCCAUGCGGCACCUGCAGAAGCUCGCCUCAUCAGUGGCGGACUACGACGCCUACGCUGCGACCUCGAAUGCUUCCCUCUCUCCAGCAGCGGCUGCGGGUACACUGUAUCGCGGCAGGGGAGAACGAUGUGCACCGGCAGCGGGGGAUGGCGCAGCCGUUGAUGACGAGCGGGGCAGCCCCACUUCUCUCUCGGGAGCCAAAAUGGAGCAGCUGUGCGAGGAAGAGAUGUCAUCGCCACCGGCGGAAACAGCGCGCGACCUCUUGGCUGCCGUGAUGGCGCUGGAUCGCGAAAGCGUGGUAGCAGCACCGGUGGCAAGAAGGGCGAGUGGCGCCGCACAAACAACGCUAAGCGAGUCGUCGCAAACUGCAUCCUUGACAGCGCCAGCGGCGCCAGAGGAGGAUCGGCUUCGCGAUCUUUACGUGUCCCUGGAAGCGAUGGGCACACCGUCAAGCCUGUCUGCAUGGUCGCUGCAGCAGCUGCAGCGGGAGGAAGAAGAGGCACGACUCCAUCGCCAGGCAGCGAAUGCGUGGAUAUCCCCCGCCUACGUGCCACAGUAA